AUGCGGACUGCGCCUCAUUUCGGCGGCGGGACCCGACCGCAGACCAGUCGCCUCCCACCCUUCACUGGCGUCUCCCCUCGGGUCUCGGUCCGUGGGGUGGCGGCCCACCGCGGCGAGUACGUCGCCCUCGUGAUAAGACCCACCGCCAUCAACUCCCAGCGGGGAUCAUUAGAGGGCUACUGCAUCGCUACAGAUGAGCCAGUGGAGGUGAUGGGAUUCCCAAGCGGGUUAGAGUUGGCGCAGGUGAAUGAGAUUGUGUGCUACGUUAACCCCAGCAACGGUGAGCUGGAGUACUAUCAACAUGGCACAUACAAUGACGAGUAUGAUGUGGAGACGUACCGUAAACUUUUGGAAUUGUUUCCAAAGUUCCCAGAACUUUUUUGA
Molecule: messenger RNA, 384 nt
Organism: Trypanosoma theileri
Lineage: Eukaryota; Euglenozoa; Kinetoplastea; Trypanosomatida; Trypanosomatidae
Exons: 1
Coding region: 1-384 (127 amino acids)
Biological process (GO): DNA recombination; DNA replication; DNA repair
Cellular component (GO): nucleus
Molecular function (GO): DNA binding
Source: RefSeq, a predicted model, not a curated record